AAUGCGUUUGGUUCUUAUAUGAUUAUCACACAUCUCAACUUAGGCAUAUUAUUAACACGGAUUUGGAGAAGCAUGGUCGACGUGAGGAUAGCAGGUGCUCGCUCAUCAACGAAACCUAAUGUUUCUGCCGAAAUCAGUAAUCUAGUAACACCAGGAGAUGUGAUAACUGCAGACACCGGUUUCAUGCGUGGACAUGGAACUUACAUGGAAGAUGAGAAACUGUACGCUUCAGUGGCGGGAGUAGUGGAGAGAGUCAAUAAACUCAUUUGUGUCAAACCUUUAAAAACAAGGUACAAUGGUGAAAUUGGAGAUGUGGUAAUUGGUCGGAUUCUGGAAGUCGGGACUCGUCGUUGGAAGGUGGACACUCAUGCCAAAUUGGACUCUGUCCUGAUGUUGUCCUCUGUUAAUCUUCCAGGGGGUGAAUUGAGAAGGCGAUCAGAAGAAGACGAAAAGAUGAUGAGACAUUACCUCAAAGAAGGAGAUUUAAUCAGUGCAGAGGUGCAGUCACUGUUCUCUGAUGGGGCAUUGUCUCUUCACACAAGGAGUCUCAAGUAUGGAAAGUUAUCACAAGGUCAGUUGGUUUCAAUAUCGCCGUCACUGAUCAAGCGACGAAAGACCCACUUCCACAAUCUGCCGUGUGGAGCCAGUAUAAUUCUGGGUAACAACGGGUACGUUUGGAUCUGUCCUACCAUCAACGAGGAAGUAGAGCAGACAGGCGGAUACGAACAGAACCUUGAACCGAUUCAGAAGUCUGAUAGAGAAGUAAUAGCCAGGCUACGGAACUGUGUACUGGCGUUGGCGGAACACAAGAUGAUGUUGUACGAUACUAGUGUCCUCUACACAUUCGAGGCCUCUCUCCGAUACUCGGUGAAAGAGACUGUGAAGCCGGAAGUAAUGGCAGAUAUCAUAGAGGUGGCCCAGCAGCGACUAGAGAGGGAGGGCACAUGACCCCAGUCAUACAAUCACCAACCGCCGCCAUGUAAACACACCUGUGCAGUAUCUAUUGUUGGCUGCAUAAGGACCUUAACUUAUGUGGUUUGGUUGUAUUGUUGUGAGCCUUAAUAGGGUACAAAAUAUUGGCAACCCAUAUGAUCAGUUCCAACAAGUGUCAUAGGAUAGCAGGAGGUCAUAUAUACUGUAAACCACUUUGUUUCCACAGUUACUGCAAGAAUCUGUAUGUGUUCCAAAAAAUUUGGAUGAGAAACUCAAAUUGUUUCACAUUAACUGAUGAGCAAGAAUCUGAAUGUGCUUCACAUAACUGGUAAACAAAAAUCUGAAUGUGCUUCACAUAAGAGGUAAACAAGAAUCUGAAUGUGCUUCACAUAACAGGUAAACAAGAAUCUGAAUGUGCUUCACAUAACUGGUAAACAAGAACCUGAAUGUGAAGUGUACUUCACAUAGCUUGUGUAUGAAAAUCUACCAUGAAUGUUCUUCACAUGACUGGUGUGCAAGAAUAUGUUAUGCUCUCCACAAAAUUGAUGUGUGGGGACCUGAAUUUGCUUCACAUAAACUGAUGUGCAAUAAUCUGACUGGGAUUCACAUAUUGGUUACUUAUAUGUGAGAAUCUGACCGUGUUUCACAAACCGGUAACUUAUGUCUGAGAAUCUGAAUCCAUGUCAGAAUCUGUGUACUUCACAUUAACUGAUGUCCGAGAAUCCAAAUUUGCAACUCUUCUCUAUCAACUUGGCCAUGUAGAAGGAAAUUGGAAUGAUUUAUCGUUUUCUCUUAGGAGGAAUGUCAGUAAUCUUGAAAUUACCAAGAUGAAUUUACUUUCUAAUCAUUGAGGACCUAUUUAUCCAUUUACAUUACUGUUGUGCUUUUAUUUGACAUUUCUAUUUUGACUUGCAUUUACCGUGUCAAGCUGACAGUGUACGUCAGUAAUUCAACUACACAUUACAUGUAUAUAAAAUUACAUAUAGAAGAAAUACCAUAAUAAACAAGAGGCCCAUGGGCCUCAAAGGUCACCCAAGUUCUGAUACAGAGAGUUGA
Molecule: messenger RNA, 1989 nt
Organism: Mizuhopecten yessoensis (Yesso scallop)
Lineage: Eukaryota; Metazoa; Mollusca; Bivalvia; Pectinida; Pectinidae
Product: exosome complex component RRP4-like
Exons: 8
Coding region: 19-948 (309 amino acids)
Biological process (GO): poly(A)-dependent snoRNA 3'-end processing; U4 snRNA 3'-end processing; TRAMP-dependent tRNA surveillance pathway
Cellular component (GO): cytoplasmic exosome (RNase complex); nuclear exosome (RNase complex)
Molecular function (GO): RNA binding
Source: RefSeq, a predicted model, not a curated record